Molecule: messenger RNA, 435 nt
Organism: Peronospora matthiolae
Lineage: Eukaryota; Oomycota; Peronosporomycetes; Peronosporales; Peronosporaceae
Source: the annotation of a GenBank genome assembly
AUGGACGCCUCCUCCCUCCGCAUCUCCAAGUUCGAUGGAACUAACUUCCACGCCUGGAAGUUCAAGAUGCAGAUGGUGCUGGAGGAACGGGACCUAUGGGAGGUCGUCAGCGGUGAGUCAAGAAAGGCGAUGGCAGUGAUCUGUCUAGCCAUGGAAGAUUCCCAGCUACCGUUGGUCCGGUCGGCAAGUGGUGCAUGCGACGCAUGGUCAAGGUUGGAAGACCACUUCGAGAAGAAGAGUCUUGCCAACAAGCUGUUCUUGCGCCGUCGCUUCUUCACGACAAUGAUGGAAGAAGGCGACGAUGUGCUCGAACACAUCAACAAGCUCAAGACACCGGCCACAGCGUGCUCAAGACAGCGGCGACCGCUAUCGAUCACAACGUGCAAACGUCGCUCAAGAAGAAGACUCGGGCGACUACCUCUUUUCGAUCGGUGA